UGAUAAUUUUAGAAAACGAUAUCGAGCUGAGAGCUACGAUUCGGUUAACAUAAAGUAGUAAAAUCAAUUUUUCGAGCAUACAUACCAAGAUAUGCGAUUUAUUCAUCGAGUUCUUUAUUUUUCUUUGGUUCUUUCUUUUCGAAACGAUCCCUCGAUCCUUCAACCCCUUGUUUAGUUCCUAAAAUCACCGUCCUGAAUCAUAGAGUGUGCCACAAAAUGACUAGCAAGAAUGAGGUUCGAAGCAAUCUGCUAUUACCAUCAAGGUGCAUGAGAUUGUGUAGUGCGAGGUGUUUCACAUUUUUAUACUAUAGAGUACAUGUUGCUCGUUUUCGAGCUACAAAUUCACUCUUUGUCGAUCCAUAGUCAUUGCUUCUCGUAACAACAAACUUGCAACAUUCACAAUUAAAAAGUUACUAGUUUUCGUUGGGCACCUCGACUAUAACAUUUAUUAAUUUGACAUUUAUUAAUAAAUGAAAUUUAUUAACAACUCGGACUUCAGCUGAAUUAACACCGUUUUAUAAUCACUGCUAAUUACUAAGUCAUUGAUAGUUUUCGUUCAAUAGAAAUUAUCUUCUUAUUAUGUUUCAUUUACUGUUUAAUACGACUGAAGUUGCCGGGCAAUGUCAAUGGCGGUAAUUAGAAGUUUUGUAACCCUUUUUUGCAAGUUACAUUUAAAACAUUAUGAAAAAGUUUAAAACGAUAUGAACUGUUGCGCUUGUCGAAUAUGAUUUUACAUUUAUAACCUUUUAGAAAUAGGAACCCGGAAUCAUGUUGUAUUUUCUUUAUUAUAUUAAUUUUAUUACAAACAGAAGUAACAUAUCGAGAGUAAAUUUGUAUAAAUCAAAACAUUAUCAAUUAUUUCUCGCAAGGUUCAAAAGUUCUGUUAAGGUGAUGAAAGUUCUUAAUGUUGCGGAAAAAAAUGAUGCCGCGAAAAAUAUCGCAGGCUAUUUAUCGAAGGGUACUUCUAAACGGAGAGAAGGAUUAUCCCCAUAUAAUAAAAUUUAUGAAUUUAAUUCACAUUUAUGGAAUCAGAAUUGUGAUAUGAUCAUGACUUCUGUGUCUGGUCAUUUGUUGGGUUUUGAAUUUGUUGGUACAUAUCGAAAAUGGCAGGGUUGUCAUCCGUUAAGUUUAUUUGAUGCACCUGUAGUAAAACAGUGCAUAGAUGAUACUUUCAUCAAGAUUAAAAAGACUAUAGAGAGGGAAGUACGAAAAUGCAAUGCAUUAAUUAUUUGGACAGAUUGUGAUCGUGAAGGAGAAAAUAUAGGAUUUGAGGUCAUUGAAGUCUGUCAAGGAGUUAAACCUAAUAUUCGUGUAUAUAGGGCAAAAUUUUCUGAAAUUACACAAGCAUCUGUAAAUAGAGCUCUUCAGAAUCUGAUAGAGCCAGACAAAGCAGUCAGUGAUGCUGUUGAUGUAAGAAGUGAAUUAGACUUGAGGAUAGGUGCUGCAUUUACAAGAUUUCAAACACUGAGACUUCAGAAAGUAUUUCCUAGAAGUCUGUCUGACAUGUUGAUUAGUUAUGGUAGUUGUCAGUUUCCUACUCUAGGUUUUGUAGUUGAAAGAUAUUUAGCAAUAGAAAGAUUUAAGCCAGAACCGUAUUGGAAAAUAAGCGUGACCGAUAUCCGCGAUAAUCUUUCUGUGGACUUUAGAUGGGCAAGAGGAAGAUUAUUUGAGAAACUACCUUGUGAAGUUUUUCUUGAUAUGUGUCUUGAACAGCCUAAUGCCACUGUACAGAAGGUAACAUGUAAACCCAAGAGUAAAUGGAGACCGCUUCCAUUAGACACAGUUGAACUGGAAAAACAAGGUUCUCGAAAGCUUCAUUUAACCGCUAAAGAAACUAUGAGAAUUGCAGAAAAAUUAUAUUCUCAGGGUCUCAUCAGUUAUCCGCGUACAGAAACAAACAUAUUUCCGAAGGAAUUAAAUUUAACUCCUUUGGUAAAUCAACAAGUAAAUCAUCCAGCUUGGGGUAAUUUUGCGCAACAGUUGCUAGGAAAAGGAUUAAAUCCUAGACAGGGGAAGAAAAGUGAUCAGGCACAUCCUCCUAUACAUCCAACAAAAUAUACUGAUAGUUUAAACGGCAACGAAGCGAAAGUUUACGAAUUCGUUGUUCGACAUUUUUUGGCUUGUUUAUCGGACAAUGCCGUCGGUCAAGAAACAUUGGUAGAAAUUGAUAUAGCUGGAGAAAAGUUCAUAGCUAAUGGUCUACAAAUUAUCGAAAAGAACUACUUAAACGUGUAUAUAUAUGAAAAAUGGAGCGAUAAAGAAAUUUACCAGUACCAAGAGGGACAAGUAUUUAGACCAAGUAGUAUAGAUAUGGUACAAGAAGAAACAUCUCCGCCGCAAUUGUUGACCGAAGCUGACUUAAUUAGUUUAAUGGACAAAUAUGGCAUCGGUACAGAUGCAACUCACGCGGAACAUAUUGACACGAUAAAGUCGCGUCAAUAUGUAGGUGUAACUGAUGGAAAAUAUUUAAUACCUGGCAAACUUGGAAUUGGACUGGUGAUGGGAUAUGAUCUUAUGGGGUUUGAAAUGUCAAAACCAAAUUUAAGAGCCGACUUGGAAAAGGGUCUUAAACUGAUAUGCGAUCGACAAAAGGAUCCAAAAGUUGUGUUAGAAGCUCAGAUAAAUACGUAUCGUGAGGUGUUUAAAAUAGCAAUAGAACGUGCUAAUUUAAUUGACAGCGCCUUAGCUGACUAUCUCGAUGAACAACCGGCAGAAGUACAACAGAUGGAGAGGAUUAAUCCGCCUGAAGAAAUCGCUAUCUUUAAGUGCCCUAAAUGUGGCUUAAAUAUGGUCCUUAAGGAGAAAAAAGAUAAGGCAAAAUUCAUUGGUUGCAUUAAUUUUCCAACUUGCAGCAAUGCAAUUUGGUUCCCGCAGAAUGUUGAAUCUGUUGAAGUUCUAGACGAAGUUUGCCCUCAAUGCCCGGGGGAUAUGCGUAAACUAAAAUUCAAGUUAUCCAGAAACGCUUAUCCAAUUUAUGGUACUUCUUAUACAACUUGCAUAGGGGGCUGCGAUCCUAUGUUCAACGAAUUAUUGAAUAUAAAGAAUGAGAGUAUUAAAGGCAUCUCUCAAAGAAAUGAAAGUGGUUACUACAGUAUGCCCGAUGAUACGAGAUCAGCUAUCAUUCUAAAUCCAACCGUAGUAAGACCCGGAAGUAGUAAUAGUCGAAGUGGUGGAAAUAAAACAAAUUUAUCUAACCCCAGUACGUCUGUAGGGCUCGUUCGAAAUCAAAGUAGUAACCGUAAUACGACGAGUAGGUCGACUAGUACGAGUGUUAAAAAACAAAUUGCCCCUAAACAUAAUACAUUCGUUAACACCAAUAAUUUUAAUUCAUCGAUGGUCAGUCCAAGAUCAGCUGAAAAUGAACCGAACAGAACUUGGGGUCAUAUCGAUAACGAUGCCGUUAUUAUGUGUAAUUGUCAUGAAAAUGCGAUUCAAUUAACCGUAAGAAAAGAAGGACCAAACCAGGGAAGAUUAUUUUAUAAAUGUGCAAAACCUCAAGGCUCUGGUUGUGAUUUCUUUCUUUGGGCAUCAGAAAGUACAAGUCAAACUCCAAAUCAUAUAAGUAAUAAUUCUCGUCCACCAUUCAUUGCAAAUACAAACCCUGGUCCAAGUACAAUGUCAUCAAAUGAUAUUAAAUGUCAUUGUAAUCAACCAGCAAAGCAGCGCACUGUACAGAAAGAUGGUCCUAAUAAGGGGCGUUUAUUUUAUUCGUGCCCCAAAGGCAUGAGCGAUUCUUGUAAAUUCUUUCAAUGGGCGGAUGAAGAUAGUGAGAAUUUUAACAGUAUGCCUACUGACAGUAAUACAAGAACAGCAACUAGAGGCAGGGGACGAGAAAAUACGAAGAAAGGGUCUCGAGUUGGCACUGGUAAAAGAAAAUGCGGAAUUUGUGGAGUAGAAGGACACACAAGAAAAACUUGUCCAGAAAAUGUAAUGGAUUAAUGAAGGUAUGUAAAAUUUGAAAUUUGCCUUAUAUUAUCAUUAUAAAGUGUACAUAUUGGAGUUGACGUACGUAUACGCGUUCGCGUACCUUGACGUGUGGUAUUGUACAAAGGAAGUAUAAAGGAAGAAAUAAAACACGAAUUAAU
Molecule: messenger RNA, 4085 nt
Organism: Osmia bicornis bicornis
Lineage: Eukaryota; Metazoa; Arthropoda; Insecta; Hymenoptera; Megachilidae
Gene: Top3alpha
Product: DNA topoisomerase 3-alpha
Exons: 12
Coding region: 769-3939 (1056 amino acids)
Biological process (GO): DNA topological change
Cellular component (GO): nucleus; chromosome
Molecular function (GO): DNA topoisomerase type I (single strand cut, ATP-independent) activity; zinc ion binding; DNA binding
Source: RefSeq, a predicted model, not a curated record